Molecule: messenger RNA, 918 nt
Organism: Sphaerulina musiva SO2202
Lineage: Eukaryota; Fungi; Ascomycota; Dothideomycetes; Mycosphaerellales; Mycosphaerellaceae
Product: galactose oxidase
Exons: 1
Molecular function (GO): protein binding
Source: RefSeq, a predicted model, not a curated record
AACUCCUGGUCCACCUUCCCCUCUCUCAGCCUAGGCCCCCGACAAGAACAUUCCGUAGUAUCCACCAACGAAGCCAUCUGGGUCCUAGGCGGCACCAUCCCCGGAGGCGAAACCGUCUCGACGAUUGAAUUUUUCAAUCUCGCAGAUCAAACCUGGCACUCGACUGCAACACCUUUCUUGCAACCCCUCAAUCAUCUCAAUGCCGCUGUCGUCGCAGACAAAAUUUACAUUCUCAGCGGUCUCGCUCCGAGAGAUUCUUCCUGGGACGCACAAGAUCUCAAUAUGGUAUAUUCCCCCACCGAAGAAGAUUCGUCGUGGACUCCACUCGCUGCUUCACCACCCGGGACCGCGCGAGGUGCGUGCGCGGUGGGUGUAUAUGGCACAAAAAUAUAUCUGGCGGGCGGAAUGACGUAUUUGAAUUCUGCGCAGGAUGUCGUGGAUACGGUGACGGUAUAUGAUACCGCAUCGGAUUCCUGGGAGAUGUUGCCGGCGCUGCCACAGCCGAGGCAACAUGUGGCGGGGGUGGUGAUUGGGUCGAAGUUUUAUGUGUUGGGUGGGAGGACGGAUGGGCAGUUGAAGAUUCAGAAUACGGUGUUUGUGCUCGAUGUGGAGAAUGUAGGGGAUGGGUGGAAGGAGAUGGCGAGUAUGCCUACGGCGAGAGGAGGUUUAGCUUGUGCGGGUGUGAAGGAGUUGAUUUAUUGUUUGGGAGGGGAAGGGAAUCAGCAGAAUGAGAGUGGAGUGUUUGGACAGGUGGAGGUGUUUGAUACGGCGGCGAAUGCGUGGACGAGUUUGGCAGAGAUGCCGGUUCCGAGACAUGGUUGGGGAGUGACGGCGGUGGGAGAUACGAUUUUUGUGCCUGGUGGAGGAGUGAAGGCGGGAACUGCUCCGACGGAUUAUUUUGAUGCGUUUACACCGUAG